Myxocyprinus asiaticus (Chinese sucker) is the source of this 1979-nucleotide messenger RNA. RefSeq names its product C-C chemokine receptor type 5-like. Gene Ontology annotation, biological process: immune response; chemotaxis; G protein-coupled receptor signaling pathway. The record is from RefSeq and is a predicted model, not a curated record. The coding region runs from base 228 to 1418 and encodes 396 amino acids. The transcript is spliced from 5 exons. Gene Ontology annotation, molecular function: chemokine receptor activity. Gene Ontology annotation, cellular component: membrane. Lineage: Eukaryota; Metazoa; Chordata; Actinopteri; Cypriniformes; Catostomidae.
AACAAUUUUAUCUCUUCUCAUCGCAACAUAUUCUGGGAUGGAAGGUCAGAGGGCUACUCCAUUUAUCACGCUUGUGAAAGCACAGUAACCCCUAUUUUCAUGGCAAACACCUGAGGAGUAUGUUUUCACACUUCCCAUAGUGACACUUGGUCUCUUAAGUUGGUAAACCAGCUGUUGAGUGUCACAAAAUAAACCUGAAUGUCACAAGUGGUUAGCACCGCAGAUCGAUGCACAGUUCUAAUACCUCUGGUUCGAUUAUGAAUUCUUCUGAUUUCCUGCUGAGGACAUGGAUGGUAACCAUCGAUACCCUACACCUGAAUAGUACAUCACCCAGUGUGAAUAGGACAUUAGAUGAUGAACUACAUACUGAAGCACAAUAUGACUAUUAUGGCUACUAUGAAAGUAUGGAUCCAUCAGCGUUCUCUCCCUGUGAUUAUGGAAAUCAUGCAACAAGCAUCCUCCCCAUGUUAUACUCCCUGUUUUUCGUGGUGGGUUUUCUGGGUAACAUGCUGGUGGUCUGGGUGCUCUUGAUGGGUGUGAAGAUGAGAAGCAUGACAGACAUCUGUCUCCUGAACCUGGCUUUAGCUGACCUGCUGCUGGUCUCCUCCCUCCCUUUCCUGGCACAUUAUGCAAGAGACCAAUGGAUCUUUGGAGGGUUCAUGUGCACUAUGGUCCUCAGCGCCUACCACGUUGGAUUCUACAGUGGGAUUUUCUUCAUUGUACUCAUGAGUAUUGAUAGAUACUUAGCUGUAGUUCAUGCUGUGUUUGCUUUGAGAGUAAGAACCAGAACAUAUGGGAUCUUAGCCAGUGUGGUCAUCUGGAUCAUUGCUGUUUCAGCAUCCUUUCCAGAGCUGAUGUACCUGAAAAUCAGUUAUUACAAUAAAACAGAAAAACACUGUACAGCUUAUCCCACAGAUGAUACAAAUUCUAACCAUUCUUCAAAGACUUUGGGUAUCUUUAAGAUGAACAUUUUAGGCUUAAUUAUCCCACUCAUUGUAACUGGAUUUUGUUACUCAAUGAUUCUGAACAGACUCCUCACAGCUCGCUCUUCCAGGAAGCAGGCUAUGCGCCUUGUCAUCAUGGUGAUGGUUGUCUACUUCAUCUGUUGGGCUCCAUACAAUGUUGCAGCUUUUGUGAAAGCCUUUGAGCUUAAAGAACUCAUUGGGCACUCAUGUGAAAACAGCAAGAGAAUCACUCUUAGUCUGCAGUUUACAGAGGCUGUGGCUUACUCACACAGCUGUCUGAAUCCCAUUCUCUAUGUGUUUGUGGGAGAGAAGUUUAGAAGGCAUCUGUUCAGACUUCUGUACAAGACACCCUGCAGCAGACUACAGUUCAUGAAGAGUUACUUUACACAGGCCACAGGAUCUGUUUAUUCACAGACCACAGGUGUGGAGGAAAAAGCUACAACAGCAGUGUGAAGGGAAAAUAAUCAGGGUAGGGAAUACAGACAAAAAUAUUUGCAUGAUGCAGCACAGUCAUCCAGGGCAGCACAGUGUACUUGCACAAUGCUCUCCGCUUUAAUGAAAUCACAACAUAAAAUGUGAUCACAUGUGCCCCAUUUCUAAUAUACGUAAAUCUACUGAUGUACAGUUACAAUUUUGCUUGGUUAAAGGUGCACUCAGUAAAAUUCAUGGUUGUGUUGCACCAGCAUGUUAACAUAAGAAAAAAAAAAAAAGAAAAAAACUACUUUUACUAUUUCUUUCUGCUUAAAAGUUUAAGAAUUACAAUAAAUAAAUAAAAAUAAUAAUCACUGAGAGCACCUUUCCAAAAAAGUUACGUGGGCAAGUUUUGAACAUUGGACUGCUCGCAAUAAAACAAUCAUACCACAACAACAAAACACCAUAAAAGCCUUAGUGUUAUUUGUGAAUGUUUAUAUUUAUUUUUAAUUUGGCCGUUUAUUGUUUAUAGAUUUUUUUUUGUUUGAUAUAUAUAUACACACAGUGCAUCUGGAAAGUAUUCACAGCGCUUCACUUUUUCCA